Molecule: messenger RNA, 1722 nt
Organism: Chanos chanos (milkfish)
Lineage: Eukaryota; Metazoa; Chordata; Actinopteri; Gonorynchiformes; Chanidae
Gene: slc1a8b
Product: solute carrier family 1 member 8b
Exons: 11
Coding region: 1-1722 (573 amino acids)
Biological process (GO): L-glutamate transmembrane transport
Cellular component (GO): plasma membrane
Molecular function (GO): neutral L-amino acid transmembrane transporter activity; L-glutamate transmembrane transporter activity; glutamate:sodium symporter activity
Source: RefSeq, a predicted model, not a curated record
AUGGAAAACAUGAAGAGCAAGAGCCCCAAAGCACCUGCACAGUGCCAUUCCUCUCAUUCCGGUCCCUGGAAAAACAUGGUGGAAUAUGUGAAGAAAGUCCUAAGGAGCAUAAUUUCCAAACGGAUACGGGAAUGGGUGAGCGACUACUGCAAACGCAAUGGUUUACUGACCCUGUCUGUCCUCGCCGUGAUAACGGGCUGUGUGGUGGGAUUCAUGCUGAGGAGUUUGAACUUGUCCACUCAGGCAAAAAUUUACUUCUCUUUCCCUGGAGAGCUUCUUAUGAGAAUGCUAAAGAUGUUGAUUCUGCCUCUCAUCACAUCGAGUUUGAUGUCUGGCUUGGCCGCUAUGGACAGCAAGGCCAGUGGGCGUUUGGGUCUGCUGACCGUCACCUAUUACCUGUGGACUACCUUCAUUGCUGUCAUUGUGGGAAUUUUCCUGGUUCUUAUCGUUCACCCCGGUACCGGAACAGAAAAAGAGGGGCACCAGUCUUCAGGCGGGCCGGUGAUGACGUCGGCCGACGCCCUGCUCGAUCUCAUCAGGAAUAUGAUUCCAUCCAAUCUGAUUGAAGCAACAUUUCAGCAGUAUAAGACCGAUCUUGUGCCUUUGGUUAAGAGCACGACUAAGGAAUCCCAGGCCAACUACGUUUACAUCAUGCCAGACUAUGAAAACCCCAGGAUGGGCCACCCUGUGUUUCUGGAGCUGACCCCAGCACCUGAGAUACAAUACAAAAUUGUGCCUGGAAACAGCAAGCAGAUGAACGUAUUGGGAAUUGUCAUAUUCUCUGCCACUAUGGGUCUUUUGCUGGGCAGACUGGGAGAGAGAGGACUACCUUUAGUGAAUGUAUGUCAGUGCAUCAAUGAGUGCGUCAUGAAGAUCAUUAACGCUGCCAUGUGGUAUUUCCCGUUUGGCAUCGUGUUCUUGGUGGCGGGUAAGAUCUUGGACAUGCACGAUCCCGCGGUCCUAGCGGAGAAACUGGGGAUGUACUUCAUGACGGUUCUGGCUGGGCUUUUCGUCCACGGCGUCAUUCUGCUUCCUCUCUUCUUCUUCAUCCUGACCAAAAAGAAUCCCUUUAGUUACAUCAGGGGCCUCCUGCAGGCACUGGUCAUCGCCCUGGCAACGUCAUCCAGCUCUGCCACUCUGCCUAUCACAAUGAAGUGCUUGCUAGAAAACUGCCACGUGGAUAGAAAGAUUGCACGAUUUGUUCUUCCUGUGGGUGCUACUAUUAACAUGGACGGCACCGCACUUUACGAAGCAGUGGCUGCCAUCUUCAUCGCUCAGGUCAAUGAGUACGACCUUGACUUUGGACAAAUUGUCACCAUCAGUAUCACAGCCACAGCUGCAAGCAUUGGAGCAGCCGGAAUCCCACAGGCUGGCCUCGUUACCAUGGUGAUUGUGCUGACCUCAGUAGGUUUACCGCCUGAUGACAUCACGCUUAUUGUGGCCAUUGACUGGAUCCUGGAUCGAUUUCGAACAAUGAUCAACGUGCUUGGAGAUGCUUUAGCUGCAGGAAUCAUGGCUCACUUGUGCAGAAAGGACUUUCAGAAAGACUUCCCAAAGAACACUGAAAGGAGGGACACAGUAAUCUCUUAUGGAAAUCAAAGCGUCCAGAGUAUUCCCUCAUCGGAGGUGCCGCUAAUAGCCAACAGGGACUACAUUCUGGAGGUGGUCGGGGACACGGUGAUAGAGAGGCCUACUACCUAUUAUAACCUCUGCCAAGUCUAA